Messenger RNA from Austrofundulus limnaeus, 1378 nucleotides. RefSeq names its product N-acetyltransferase 8-like (gene aspnat). The record is from RefSeq and is a predicted model, not a curated record. Gene Ontology annotation, molecular function: L-aspartate N-acetyltransferase activity. Gene Ontology annotation, cellular component: mitochondrial membrane. Bases 257 to 1096 code for a protein of 279 amino acids. The transcript has 3 exons. Lineage: Eukaryota; Metazoa; Chordata; Actinopteri; Cyprinodontiformes; Rivulidae.
GCAAGUCUCGGUCCUCAAAAACUCUCAGGGUUGCAGCAGAACACCCUCCCCCUCCCCUUCUCGUCUUAUCUCCACCACCACCACCAUCCUCAUCAUCACCAUCCUUCACCAUCAUCUCGCUGUUUUUUUUUUAAAGGGAACCAGUCUUAUCUUUACUAACCCGUCCAGUUUUCUUUCUUCUCCUCUCUCCUCCGCUCUCCCMUCCGCCCCCGCUCACCACCACCCCUCACCCGGGCCAUCACUCUGAACUAGUUGCAUGCAUUGUUCGUCUCCCAAAAUGGUUUGCGAGACUAAGAUCGUUGCGGACGAACACGAGGCUAUACCGGCCGCCGGGACCAAGCGAGAGCAGAUGAUGUGGAGCUCUCCGCCCGCCGCCGGCGCGGCUUUAAACCCCGCCGAGCUGGCGGCGAAGGAUGCGGUUUUCAUCCGCGAGUUUGAGCGCGCCGACGAGCGGGAGGCGCUGCGCAUCUUUCACGAGGGAAUAAUGGAGCGGAUACCCAACACUGCGUUCAGGGGGAUCUGGCAACAGCCCAGGACCCAGUUUUUAUACGCUUUUCUCACAGUAAUGUGCUUUUUCGUGACCAAAUCUGUCACGCUGACAUGCUGCGCGCCACUCAUUCUCAUGGGUGCACGCUACUACUACAGCAGGAAAGUUAUCCAGAGUUAUCUGGACUGUGCUCUGCACACGGACAUGGCCGACAUAGAGGCGUAUUACAUGAGACCCACAGGCUCCUGUUUCUGGGUGGCCGUCCUGGAUGGACGCGUGGUGGGCAUUGUGGCAGCGCAGGGUCACGAGGAYGACAACACCGUGGAGCUGAGGCGCAUGUCAGUGGACUCCCGCUACCGGGGCAAAGGCAUCGCAAAGGCCCUGGGUCGCCGCGUUCUGGAGUACGCCGUCCGCAACAACUACACCGCCGUGGUCCUCGGAACGACCGCCGUCAAGCUGGCCGCCCACAAGCUGUACGAGUCGCUGGGCUUCCASAGGACGAGCCAGAGCGAGGACUACAGGCUACCUGGGAUGAGCCGCUCGCCGCUGGAGAGGCUCUUCUUCCAGAUCCGCCACAGCCGCUACCGCCUGCAGCUCCACGAGGAGUAAACAGGUGAUGGGGGAAGAGAAAAACGGAGAGGUGGAGAUGGAGGAUUGAAAAAAAUAAGGGACAAAGAAAGCAAAAUCCCUCCUUCACCUUCAAGCCCCAGCUGCAUCCUCUCCUCUGACAGCUUUUAUUUAUUUUGUGUCAUUGGAGAAAUCUUUGAGUAACACUUCUACUAUUUCAUUGUAAAUCACUAACAUUUUUUAAAUUAAUAUUACGCUUUUGUUGAUGUUAUUUUUGUAUUAUGCAUUACAAUUUCAUUAAUAGUUUCUUUUUGUCUAUUUUAA